CACAAGCUCUGAAACAAAACAGCACUUCACUUCGGGAUCUGGGCAAGAUCAGAGCUCGCUGCUCGCUCCCUCUCUCUCCCUCCCUCGGAUCUCGCAGCUUUCAGACUCUCUCUCUUUCUUCCCAUGCUGGGGAGAACUCGCAGGGUAAAACUGACAGAGGCUGUGGCUUUGUCAGAGGCUUGCUGGCUUGCUUGUUUUCUCCAGAGACAAGGGGGGUAUUUCCUAGCCAUCCUUUCCAACCUGUUCAUGUUGUGAUCCGCAGCAGCAGCACCACAAAAAGUUGUUGGGAGCACCGAGGAUGGGACUUCAUUUACAACCCUUCGCUUUGCACUUUCUGGCUUUGACUUUUCCCUUAGUGGCGCUGGGUUUCUCUGAUGAAACCUUAGAGAAAGCCACGAAAUCAGAAGGCUAUUGCAGCCGGAUUCUGCGAGCCCAAGGCACCAGAAGAGAGGGAUAUAAUGAAUUUAGCCUGAGAGUAGAAGGCGAUCCUGAAUUUUACAAGCCUGGAAACAAUUACAGGGUAACCCUUUCUGCUGCCACUCCAGCCUACUUCCGUGGAUUCACACUGAUUGCUCUGAAGGAGGGCAAAGAGGGAGACAAAGAAGAAGAUCAUGCAGGAACCUUUCAGAUUAUAGAUGAAGAAGAAACACAAUUCAUGAGUAAUUGUCCUGUUGCUGUUACCGAGAGUACGCCAAGAAGACGGACACGCAUUCAUGUUUUCUGGACAGCGCCUCCUGUUGGUACAGGCUGUGUAAUUCUGAAGGCCAGUAUUGUGCAGAAGCGAAUUAUUUAUUUUCAAGAUGAGGGCUCUCUUACCAAGAAACUAUGUGAACAAGACUCAACCUUUGAGGGGGUGACUGAUAAACCAAUCUUAGACUGUUGUGCCUGUGGAACUGCUAAAUACAGGCUAACUUUUUAUGGAAACUGGUCAGAGAAGAUGCAUCCAAAAGAUUAUCCACGACGAGCUAAUCAUUGGUCGGCAAUCAUUGGUGGUUCUCACUCCAAGAACUAUGUCCUUUGGGAAUAUGGAGGAUAUGCUAGUGAAGGUGUUAAACAAGUUGCAGAGUUGGGGUCUCCAGUAAAAAUGGAAGAAGAAAUUCGACAACAGAGCGAUGAGGUUUUAACUGUCAUCAAGGCGAAAGCACAGUGGCCUGCCUGGCAACCGCUAAACGUGAGAGCUGCUCCCUCUGCUGAAUUUUCUGUGGACAGGACUCGUCACCUGAUGUCUUUCCUUACCAUGCUAGGCCCCAGUCCUGACUGGAAUGUAGGCCUGUCAGCUGAAGAUCUUUGUACCAAGGAUUGUGGCUGGGUUCAGAAAGUCGUUCAGGAUCUGAUACCAUGGGAUGCUGGUACCGACAGUGGGGUUACCUAUGAGUCACCCAACAAGCCUACAAUUCCUCAAGAGAAGAUAAGACCACUAACGAGCCUUGAUCACCCUCAGAGUCCCUUUUAUGAUCCAGAAGGAGGGUCUAUAGCAGUGGUGGCCAGAGUUGUCAUUGAGAGAAUUGCACGAAAGGGAGAACAAUGCAAUAUCAUCCCUGAUAAUGUAGAUGACAUUGUAGCAGAUCUUGUUCCAGAAGAGAAAGAAGAAGAUGACACCCCUGAGACUUGCAUUUACUCAAACUGGUCCCCAUGGUCAGCCUGCAGCUCCUCCACUUGUGAUAAGGGCAAGAGGAUGAGGCAGAGAAUGCUUAAAGCCCAGCUGGACCUCAGUGUGCCUUGUCCCGAUACCCAGGAUUUUCAGCCAUGUAUGGGUCCAGGCUGUAGUGAUGAAGAUGGUUCCACUUGCAUGAUGUCUGAAUGGAUUACAUGGUCCCCCUGUACUGUUUCCUGUGGAAUGGGAAUGCGAUCUAGAGAGAGAUAUGUGAAACAAUUUCCUGACGACGGCUCGAUGUGCAAAGUACCAACUGAAGAAACUGAGAAAUGUAUUGUAAAUGAGGAGUGUUCUCCUAGUAGUUGCCUCGUGACAGAAUGGGCAGAGUGGAAUGAAUGCAGCGCUAGCUGUGGAAUGGGAAUGAAAAAGCGACAUAGAAUGAUUAAGAUGACUCCAGCUGAUGGAUCCAUGUGCAAUACGGAAACUACCGAGGUGGAGAAAUGCAUGAUGCCAGAAUGCCAUACCAUUCCCUGUAUGCUCUCCCCUUGGUCUGAAUGGAGUGACUGCAGUGUCACUUGUGGGAAGGGAAUGAGGACCCGGCAAAGGAUGCUGAAAUCUGCAGCUGAGCUUGGAGACUGUAAUGAGGAGCUGGAGCAAGUGGAGAAGUGCAUGCUUCCAGAGUGCCCCAUUGACUGUGAAUUAACUGAGUGGUCCAAGUGGUCUGAAUGCAAUAAAUCCUGUGGAAAAGGUCAUAUGAUCAGGACAAGAAUGAUUAAAAUGGAACCACAGUUUGGAGGAGCUCCAUGCCCAGAAACUGUCCAACGUAAAAAAUGUCGAAUAAGAAAAUGUUUGAGAGGUCCAGGUCUAGAGAAAAGGCGGUGGAAAGAAGCCCGUGAGAAAAGGAGAAGUGAACAUGCCAAGGAAGAUGUAGAUGGUGAACUGUAUCCAGGUUGUAAGAUGAGACCAUGGACUGCUUGGUCAGAAUGUACCAAGCUGUGUGGCGGUGGAAUUCAGGAACGCUUCAUGACAGUAAAGAAGAGGUUCAAAAGCACUCAGUUUACCAGCUGCAAAGACAAGAAGGAGAUAAGAGCAUGUAAUGUUCACCCUUGUUAGCAAAACCCGAGGCUGCAAAGUGAUGGAGUCUGAGCUAAAUGGAAAGUCAACCAUGGUUUGAUUUUUAAAAAUAUAUAUAUAUAAAUGCAGCAAAGAGUCUUGUGGCACCUUAUAGACUAACAGACGUU
Mauremys mutica (yellowpond turtle) is the source of this 2835-nucleotide messenger RNA. It is a transcript of the gene SPON1, whose product is annotated as spondin 1. Gene Ontology annotation, cellular component: extracellular matrix. The coding region runs from base 299 to 2707 and encodes 802 amino acids. The transcript is spliced from 16 exons. NCBI's taxonomy places the organism in Eukaryota, Metazoa, Chordata, Testudines, Geoemydidae. The record is from RefSeq and is a predicted model, not a curated record. Gene Ontology annotation, biological process: cell adhesion.